AUGGCAUCCUCCUGCGCCGCGCUGCUGGCAGCCAAUCCUGAGGCCUGGCGCGGCGCCAUCGAGCACCCAUUCCUGGACGAGUGCCAGAGCGGUGCCAUCCGCGAGGCGCAGUUCAACGCCUGGCUGGUGCAGGACGGCCGCUUUGCGACCGAGUUCACUCGGUUUGCCGGGUCCAUGCUCACCAAGGCGCCUGCUGCCAGGCUGGACCUGCUCCUGGGCGGGCUGGGGGCCCUCAAGGACGAGCUGCUGUGGUUUGCAGCGACCGCGGCGAAGCGCGGGCUGCCGCCGCCGCCGGGCGCCCCGCCCCACCCCGCCUGCCAACGCUACCUCCAGUUCAUGGAUAAUGCGGCGAAGCAGCCGUACGCUGUGCACGCUGUGGUCUUCUGGGCCAUCGAGCGCUGCUACUGGGAGGCCUGGAGCUCCCACCUGCCCAUGCGGGAGCCCUACCACUCGUUUGCGCUGCGCUGGGGCUCCCCCGAGUUUGGGGCUUAUGUGGGGGAGCUGGAGCAGAUGGCGGAUGAGGCCCUGGCUGCUGGAAGCGAGGCGGAGAGGGUGGAGGCAGCUGCUGUGUUCCUUAAGGUGUGCCAGCUGGAGCGCGAGUUUUGGGCGAUGGCCUACAGCGAGGGGAAGUGA
Messenger RNA from Chlorella variabilis, 633 nucleotides. RefSeq lists its product as hypothetical. The transcript is spliced from 3 exons. Gene Ontology annotation, cellular component: cytosol. The coding region runs from base 1 to 633 and encodes 210 amino acids. The record is from RefSeq and is a predicted model, not a curated record. NCBI's taxonomy places the organism in Eukaryota, Viridiplantae, Chlorophyta, Trebouxiophyceae, Chlorellales, Chlorellaceae.